CUUCAUAUUUUGGAGAUUUUAGUACGACAUCGGGGAACUUUUGGCAUACUAACUAUAUCCAUACUAUGACCAACAAUCAUACUAUAUGCCCAAUCACGUUACAAAUAGUGUGGUUUAGUAUGAGUAUUUUAACACAGCUCUACGGUCUGGUUUAAUUUAAAAGAACGGAAAGAGAAUCUUUCAACCAGGAAGUGAAUUCAACCAAUAGGAUUUUGGCAAAGCGUCCUAAACUGACGUCAACCCGGUAACGAUGAACAACCGGUAGGAUUGUAGAGAAAUCUGUGCCUAUUUUCCGUUAACUGAAUUGUUUUAAUAUACUCAACUAAAACGUGCAAACAUCAUGGUUUUCGAUGUGAGGAGGUUGGAUAUCUACAGGAAAGUACCCAAAGACCUGACCCAGCCCACGUACACAGGAGCUGUGGUGUCCAUUAUCUGUUGUGUCUUCAUGUUGUUCCUGUUCCUCUCUGAGCUGAAGGGAUUCAUAGCCACUGAAAUUGUUAACGAGCUGUAUGUGGAUGACCCUGAUAAGAACAGUGGUGGGAAGAUUGAUGUGAGUUUGAACAUCAGUUUGCCAAACUUACACUGUGAUUUGGUGGGUCUUGAUAUCCAGGAUGAGAUGGGUCGUCAUGAGGUGGGGCACAUAGAUAACUCCAUGAAGGUUCCUCUCAACCACGGACAUGGCUGUCGCUUCGAGGGAGAGUUCACUAUUAACAAAGUACCAGGUAACUUCCACGUGUCGACCCACAGCGCCACAGCCCAGCCCCAGAGCCCUGACAUGACACACCUCAUACACAAACUGGCCUUCGGGGAGAAACUACAGGUGCAGAAUGUCCAAGGAGCCUUUAAUGCGUUGGGAGGAGCUGACAGGCUGGUCUCCAACCCUCUGGCAUCUCAUGACUACAUCCUAAAGAUUGUCCCAACAGUCUAUGAAGACCUGAGUGGAAAACAGAGGUUCUCCUACCAGUACACAGUAGCCAACAAGGAGUACGUAGCCUAUAGCCACACAGGAAGGAUUAUCCCAGCUAUCUGGUACCGCUAUGACCUCAGUCCAAUCACAGUGAAGUACACAGAGAAGAGACAACCCCUCUACCGGUUCAUAACUACGAUCUGUGCUAUCAUCGGGGGGACGUUCACGGUAGCAGGCAUCAUAGACUCCUGUAUAUUCACAGCCUCCGAGGCCUGGAAGAAGAUCCAGAUAGGAAAGAUGUCCUGAGGACAUAUCACUACGCUGUCCCGAGGACGCAUCACUACGUGUCACUACGCCCUCAUAAAACGUAUUUCUAACAUCCAGAAGGGUGUAUCUCAAUAGUCUGCCGGCUUCCUCUCCUUCACCUGCUAGAAUAAUAAUAUAUACCAUUUAGCUGACGGUUGUUUCCUAAGCGACUUAGUCAUGUUACACAUUUUUCUUUACGGGUGGCCCCAGCGUGAAUCGAUCCCACCAUCCUGUCGUUACAAGUGCCAUGCUCUACCAACUGAGCCUUACAUUCCUUCAUCUAUCAGAGCAGAGGAAGGAAAGGAGACGAGUCGAGGAAGCGACUCCAGACUAUUGAGAUGCACCCAGAGACUGGCAGUAUAUUUCCCCAGAUGACAACAGGAUGGAUGGUUAACUGAUUGUUUUCAAAUGGCACCAUUUACCCUUUUAUAGUGCACUUCUUUUGGAGCCUCAUAAAUAGUGCACUUCUUUUGGAGCCUCAUAAAUAGUGCACUUCUUUUGGAGCCUCAUAAAUAGUGCACUACUUUUGGAGCCUCAUAAAUAGUGCACUUCUUUUGGAGCCUCAUAAAUAGUGCACUAUGAAUCCAAUUUUUUUGUCAUGUUACUUUCAAAUGUUUUUUUUUUUUACAUAAUAUUUUGUACUUUGUGACAUGAAGUGAAUAUAUAUACUGUCUUUUGCAGGUGUAAAAUACCACAUUGUAACAAUACUGUAUUUAUGAUUGUAUUGUAGAAUGAAUCACACUGUCACAUCAAGCCAUUGGAAAUAUAAAGAAUCAAUUGUGCCUUAGGUUUAAAGCCCAUGUCAUACAGUAUGUCUCUCAAAUCAACAGUGUUCAGCUUUCUGGGUCGUUUGGUUUCUCAUCUCAAUGUUGACUGAACCAGGCUUUUCUUAUUAUCAUGGGUAGCCUAGUGGUUAGAGCGUUGGACUAGUAACCGCAAGGUGGCAAGUUCGAAUCCCAAAGCUGACAAGGUACAAAUCUGUCGUUCUGCCCCUGAACAGGCAGUUAACCCACUGUUCCUAGGCCGUCAUUGAAUAUAAGAAUUUGUUCUUAACUGACUUGCCAAGUAAAAUAAAGGUAAAAUAAAAAAAUAAAAACAAUUUCAGAAUGCUGAAUCUAUUACGGUAUUGACUGAAUAAUGGACCAACUCUAGAACUAGUCUUGGUUCUAGAACUAGUCUUGGUUCUAGAGCUUGUCUUGGUUCUAGAGCUAGUCUUGGUUCUAGAGCUAGUCUUGGUUCUAGAACUAGUCUUUGUUCUAGAACUGGUCAUGGUUCUAGAGCUGGUCAUGGUUCUAGAGUUGGUCUUGGUUGUAGAGCUGGUCUUGGUUCUAGAGCUGGUCUUGGUUCUAGAGCUGGUCUUGGUUCUAGAGCUGGUCUUGGUUGUAGAGCUGGUCUUGGUUGUAGAACUGGUUUUGGUUCUAGAGCUGGUUUUGGUUGUAGAACUGGUCUUGGUUGUAGAACUGGUCUUGGUUCUAGAACUACAACGUGGUCAAUGUUUACUGCCCUGCCCCGCCCACUCUCCUUUUUUAUAGAAUGUUUCCUAAAUCCAUUGUGACUGACCGUACUUUCUGUUCAGUGUUCUUGUGUCAAAUCCAUUUGUUAUGAAGUUGUUUUUGGUUUUAUCUACUUUCUGAAAAUGUUCAAAGGAUUUGUACGUCUUUAUGUUUUUGCCAAAAAGUAAUAGUAUUUUCUUUGUUCCUUCUGUUUUUCUGAAUGUAAACGUGUGUAUUCUUUUGAUUUGUAAUUGAUAACAAUCGGUAUUAUCCGUUUGACGUUGUUACAGGGUUUCUGUGGGAAGGGAGGGAACUGUGUAGUUAUAAGGGCUAUAUCCCAAAUGUCACCCUAUUGCCCAUGUAGUGCAUGACUUUUAGACCAGGGCCCAUAGGGCGCUCAUCAAAUGUAGUGCACUACACAAGGAAUAGGGUGCCGUCAAGAUGUUCUUUAUCAAUGUUCUCAUCACUACCAUGACAACUGAUGAAAGCCAUUGAUAAAUAGAAGUCUUUAAAACUGGUAUUACUCGACUAGGUCAGACAUUUUCCUGUCAUGAAAGAAGCAGAUGAUGUGUGCAACAACCAGUAAAGUUACUUUAGCAACCA
Molecule: messenger RNA, 3309 nt
Organism: Oncorhynchus masou masou (cherry salmon)
Lineage: Eukaryota; Metazoa; Chordata; Actinopteri; Salmoniformes; Salmonidae
Product: endoplasmic reticulum-Golgi intermediate compartment protein 1
Exons: 10
Coding region: 341-1213 (290 amino acids)
Source: RefSeq, a predicted model, not a curated record